Episyrphus balteatus (marmalade hoverfly) is the source of this 2608-nucleotide messenger RNA. RefSeq names its product activity-regulated cytoskeleton associated protein 1-like. NCBI's taxonomy places the organism in Eukaryota, Metazoa, Arthropoda, Insecta, Diptera, Syrphidae. The record is from RefSeq and is a predicted model, not a curated record. The coding region runs from base 174 to 914 and encodes 246 amino acids. The transcript has a single exon.
GUUCAAGCAGUCUCAACUCAAUCGAGCACUCACUCGCAUCGUAUUCGAACGACAACAACAGACAUUCGCCAGAUACAUUGGCUAUGUUUCUGUUCUGACUCAUCAAAGUGAAUUUGUAGAUAUCUAAUUUUUUUAAAGUUGUUUCUAUAAAAUAAAAUCAUAAAAGUGCAAACAUGUCGUUAGUCCAAAUGACCACUGAACAACUUCAACAGUUGAUUGAAGCAGUAAAAGUUGCAGCUAUCGCUGAUAAUCCAGUUGCAUCAGCACCAGCACCAUCAAAAGGAAGUUUCACCAAUUGCGGUUCUCGUUUUGGAGGAGAACGUGACCACUAUGCUGUCGAAGAGUUCAUCACAUCAGUGGAAACAUUUAAAGACAUCGAACACAUUAAGGAUGAAGACGCAUUACGUGGCAUAUCCUUGUUGUUCUACGAUCUUGCAUCGACAUGGUGGCAAGGUGUCAAAAGGGAAGCAAAGACUUGGAAUGAUGCCGUUGAACUUAUUCGUAGCCAUUUCGCACCCACCAAACCAGCUUAUCAGAUCUACAUGGAGAUCUUCCAGCAUAACCAAGGCACAGGUAUCGGCAUAGAUACAUUUGUGUUGGCUAAGCGAGCUUUAUUAGCACAAUUGCCUGAAGGACGUCAUAAUGAAGAAUCUGAGAUCGAUUUGAUUUAUGGAUUAUUGAAUGUUGACUACCGCAAACAUAUCGCUCGUCAUGAUGUCAAGACAUUCAAAGAUCUGCUGGAGAAGGCUAGAAUUGUCGAACAUAAUGAUACCGAAACUUUCGAGGAUCCUGCACCAAAACCGUCGACAGAAAGGGGAAGUGGCCUUGGUGGAAGAAAUAGAUGUUCAUACUGCAGCUAUCGAGGACAUACCAUCGAAAACUGCCGCAAAAAGAAGUCAGCUGAAGGUCAUUAAACAGAGGUCAUCAACAUUGACUACUAUCGUAAGACAAUUUGCACGUGGCUUUUUCGCCAAAAUCUUUAGUUUAAUUUAAAAUAAAAAUCUGUCAAUUUUACGCCAGUUAAGCUACGCCUAAUAAAGGAUAGCCAUCUAGAGUUAUAAUCUAGAAUUAAGGGUUUCUACUGCUGAAACUCUUCCAUGCAACUAUUAAAGAAUUAUUCGCCGAAAGGCACAAGCAACUUGCCGUAAGGCAAAACACGCCGAAAGGCAAAACUCGCCGAAAGGCAAAUAGCACUGUACUACCGAGUACGGAGUGGAAUCUACUGAAAGAUUGGAAUCGUGCUAUGAAUUUCUCGAGGAAUAAUGAACAGUUUGAAACUGAUAAAGUAGUUUUGAGACAGAAAUGAUUCAGUACUUUGUACAUACUGAUUUAUUUUUGAACUCUCGACUUCGUUAUUGGUUCCUUUUGAAUUUGAGUUGUUAUUCCUUGUUUUGCUUAUAGCAUUUUUAAGUAAUUAAAUAUAAAUUUAUAUUAAUAUAUUUUUAUGUAUAAUUAUUUGUUUAUUUGAAGCCUAUCUUGAUGUAGACAUCUACAAAGUAUUCACCCCCUUUUGCACAUUUGACUUGAAACUCAUCGAACUUUGAAGGUAGGAUUUGUGGCAUCUUUAUUGAGAAACCUUGGUUUUUCAGUGCUUAUCCUACAGAUCCAAGCCUUAGGAUUGGGAGUUACAUUUUGGGUGUACAAAAGGGUUCCGGAGACCUAGUCUCCAAAACCUUAUUGCAUUCUGAAAUUCUCUAUCGUCUUGAGGUUGAAAAAUCUUUAGGAUACUUUUAUUCCGAUGAAGCAAAAGUUGUUCAGAGUGUCAGAUUUUAAUGAGAAAGUUUAAAUGGAACUCGGAUUAUGUCUUUAAACGUUUUUAUUUGAAAUCUUUACUUUCUGAAUGAUUUUUGUUUCAUUUGUCUAAGCGUAGUCUUAAAGUGUUUUUCACUUUCUCAAAAAUGUAUUUUAGAAAUUCUGAAAGUGAUAAAAAAAACCAUUUUAUGCUUUGCAUAAAAUACUUUUAUCGUUUAUCGAUAUCAAAACAAAACAACUUUUUGUACAUUUAUGUACACAAAAUGAACUAAAUUCUUGAAUUUGAAUUCAAAUUCAAAAUUUAAUUUUCGCAUUUUAAUGCGACGGACGCAAUUAAAACAUUCGCCAGCAAUUGGCUUUGUUAAACGGACUCUUUGUAGUCUCUUUUGUGUUAAACACAACAAUAUUUUCUGGCUUGAGAACGCCCGUAGGGAAUUUAUAUGAAACAACAACAAACAUCACUUUGAAUACGAGUACAAAAUACGAAUACGAUGCAAAACCAAAAACUAUUAUUCUAAGAAAUAUUAAAUAUUUCAAAACUUUAUAAUCUUUAAUUUUUUUUGAAGAAAAACAAUGAAAAUCUAAGAAAUUUACAAAUCAAACUAAUUCUUAACUGAAAGUUAAGAACUACAAAAAUGAAUUAGUGGCAACACUUUAAAUUUUAUAUUAAAAUUUACUUAGAAAGAAAUCUUAAAUUAUUUUUUAACUAUACGCUGAAAUAUAUUUAAAUUGUAAUAUGUAAUAACUUUUCAUAAAUAGCUAAUUGUUUAAUUCUUAUGUAGACACUUUUUUGAAAUCAAUUGUAAUGUAUAAUUUUUUUGUGAAUUUUUUAAAUAUUUCCUCAUUUGUAUACUAA